Messenger RNA from Biomphalaria glabrata, 1331 nucleotides. RefSeq names its product cell cycle checkpoint protein RAD1-like. Gene Ontology annotation, biological process: DNA repair; DNA damage checkpoint signaling. Bases 386 to 1234 code for a protein of 282 amino acids. NCBI's taxonomy places the organism in Eukaryota, Metazoa, Mollusca, Gastropoda, Planorbidae. The record is from RefSeq and is a predicted model, not a curated record. Gene Ontology annotation, cellular component: nucleus; checkpoint clamp complex. The transcript is spliced from 9 exons. Gene Ontology annotation, molecular function: 3'-5' exonuclease activity.
AAUGUGCAAGGCAGCAAGGUUUAUGUAGACAACAUGGCGUAGAAAUCUAUUGACUGCAUUGCUCGAAAUUUCUCAAGCAGGGAAGUCUGGCUUUGUAAGUCGAUCAGUUCCAGUUGGUGUCUCUCCUCAGCAGCAACAGUAAUUAUUUCGAAAUUUGCUGCUCUGUGACUCAUUUAGUUUUGAAUGGUGAUUUUCACCAACAUCGUCCAUUCGUUUUGCAGUUGUCAUGCCAGAAAGGCUGACAUCUUCAAAUGCAUUUUUUUUAAAUCUGAUUUUUAUUCCAUCACUGGUAGCAAGCACUUUUUUUAUAUUUCAUUUCUCUUCUUUAAAUGUGAGCAACUCUAUAGCCUCCAUAACAGUCGACUCAUUUUCUUGACUUCUUGAAAUGUUAUCAGCACAAAGAGAUGAUGAUGACAGUCAAUAUCUUCUUGUAGCUAAGCUGGACAAUGCUCGCAAUGUUUCAAAUAUACUGAAAGCCAUUCACUUUAAAGAUAUAGCCACAGUCAUUGCCAGCCCACUGGGACUAAAAGUGACAGUGGAAGAUGCAAAGUGUGUCCAGGCCAAUGCUUUCAUUCAGGAAAGUAUCUUUCACCAUUACCACAUCAAAGAGGACCAACUGGCUUUCAAAAUUAACCUUACUGUUUUACUGGAGUGUCUAACCAUUUUUGGGAGUAGCGCUACUACACCAAGUGGGAAUACUACUUUAAAAAUGUGUUAUGCUGGAUAUGGUUGUCCACUCAUACUUAUGCUAGAAGAAGAUGGAGUACUGACAGAUUGUAGCUUGAAAACUCUAGAACCAGAUGAAGUAUUAGACUUUGAUUUCUCCAGUGCUAAUGUUGUGAAUAAAAUCAUAAUGAAGAGUGAAUGUUUGAAAGAAGUUUUCAGCGAGCUAGACACCACUAGUGAAGUACUGCAGAUACUGAUAUCCCCUGACCAGCCCUAUCUACAGUUCUCUACAUUUGGUAAUGCUGGCAGCACCCAUUCCUCCUUUCCAAAAGAUUCAGAAAUGGUGGAAUCUUUCCUCAGCAAUCAAACUCAAACUAAUCGUUAUAAAAUCAGUCUUCUGAAACCAUCUGUGAAGGCACUGAAUUUGUCAACUAGAAUCUCAAUAAGGACUGACAGUAGAGGAUUUCUUUCAUUACAAUACAUGAUUAAAACGGAAGAUGGACAAAUUUGUUUUGUUGAAUAUUAUUGUGCACCAGAUGAAGAAAUUACUGAUGACCCAGAAACUUAACUUCUUUGUUGUUGUAAAUGUUGUAUUGAUAUUGUUAAUGUUAUUUUCUUGUAAAUAUGAAGAUACACUAUGUAAAAAAAAUACAAAAGAAAAAGAU